This is a messenger RNA of Morus notabilis, 1041 nucleotides long. Its product is annotated as single-stranded DNA-binding protein, mitochondrial. Lineage: Eukaryota; Viridiplantae; Streptophyta; Magnoliopsida; Rosales; Moraceae. The coding region runs from base 41 to 685 and encodes 214 amino acids. The transcript has 6 exons. Gene Ontology annotation, biological process: positive regulation of helicase activity; mitochondrial DNA replication. The record is from RefSeq and is a predicted model, not a curated record. Gene Ontology annotation, molecular function: single-stranded DNA binding. Gene Ontology annotation, cellular component: mitochondrial nucleoid.
CACUCUUCACAUUCUGAAAAAUACUCAGUUUUCUCUCAAAAUGAGUGCUUCUUCCGCGAGACUUACUAGAUGUUUGAGAAUAUCUGUUCCUGCAUCGCCCAGUUCCUCACUAGCUGCAGGCGCGGAGAGAAGCUCGAAGCUGUGGUUUUCCACUGAGUCUUUCGGUGGCGAAAAUAAGGAGGAAGGAAAGAAUGAAGCAGAGGAAGAGUAUGCCGACUUACUUGGUUACAAAUCGGAAACAGAAUCGAAACCUCAGGGAGUGAAUCCCGGUAAAGGUUGGGAAUUCCGGGGUGUGCAUAGGGCAAUAAUUUGUGGAAAAGUCGGGCAACCUCCUGUGCAGAAGCUCUUAAGAAACGGGCGGAAUAUAACCAUUUUUACAGUUGGGACAGGAGGCAUGUUUGACCAAAGAGUGAUUCCAGAAAAGGGGCUGCCAAAACCCGCUCAGUGGCACCGAAUCGCUGUCCACAACGAGGCACUUGGGGCUUAUGCAGUACAAAAAAUUGUUAAGAACUCAUCGGUUUAUGUUGAGGGUGACAUCGAAACAAGAGUUUACAAUGACAACAUCAAUGGUGAAGUCAAAUACAUUGCAGAGAUAUGUGUUCGUCGUGAUGGGAGGAUUCGCCUCAUAAAGACCGGAGAAAGUAUCAGCAAUAUUUCCUUGAAUGAUUUGCAGGAGAGCUGCUAACUGAGCUCAGCUGGAGGAGUGCGUUCGGACACGUGGCACGCCUCAAUUGGAGGGUUUGGAUUGAAUUGACACACAGCGCUCUCUGGUUCGCUGAGAGAGGGAGGUUUCACGCGACUUGGAUGGAAUCACCGCACCGGAUCACGCGAGCUGUUGAGUGGGGGACAAGUUGGACACGCGGCUUGCUGGGAUUGGCCGAAGAACUGACGCGAUCCUGCGAAGACGCGCUCCUGUCUAGGGUGAUUCCACGCGCCCGAUCUGGACUGUUGACGCUGCGAUCCAACGGCUGGAGUGUAGAGUUUCAUGCUGGUUUCACUCGCGCGAAGGAUUUCCAUUUUGAGGCUAAUUCAAAUUCGAAU